GACCCUGCCCCGAGAGACACUUCCACGUUGAAAGCACCGGUCAGUGCUUGCCCUGUUUCUGCUUCGGAGUCGCCAAAUCGUGCCGCAGCACCGGCCGCUACCGUCAACAAAUCCACCUCCGAUUCGACGAACACAACAAUUUCAAAGGGGUGAAUGUGACCACGCUCGAUCAUCCCGGCACGCCUCCCCUCGCCUCGACGCAGAUGCACAUCGACCGCAGCGCGCAGGAGUUCCAGCUGGUCGAUCUCUCUCGGCGCUUCCUGAUGCACGACUCCUUCUGGACGCUGCCCAAGCGGUUCCUGGGGAACAAGGUGGAUUCCUACGGAGGCUCCCUCCAGUACACGGUGCGUUACCACCUGAGCCGAGGAGAGUCAGAGCCUGUCCGGAAACCGGACGUCAUCCUUGUGGGCAACGGGCAGAAGCUGCUUUACCGGCUACCGGUUCAUCCUGAGCCCUUUGUGGCCAACAAGCGCCAGGUCGAUUUCACAGAGGGGAGCUGGCAGAAGGAGUCUGGGGGGUCCGUCAGCCGAGAGGAGCUGCUCCUUACCCUGCAGAACCUGGAGGCCAUCAUGAUCCAGACGGUGUACGAUAACCGGAUGGCCAAGGUGGGACUGAGCAACGUCGUUAUGGACACCACCACCACGGAAAUCACCGGCCUGGGUGUGGCGCAUCAUGUGGAGGAAUGCAGAGGCAGCUGGUACUUGUAG
Molecule: messenger RNA, 707 nt
Organism: Pseudonaja textilis
Lineage: Eukaryota; Metazoa; Chordata; Lepidosauria; Squamata; Elapidae
Source: RefSeq, a predicted model, not a curated record